Messenger RNA from Neopelma chrysocephalum (saffron-crested tyrant-manakin), 1998 nucleotides. RefSeq names its product ADP ribosylation factor 6 (gene ARF6). The record is from RefSeq and is a predicted model, not a curated record. Bases 241 to 768 code for a protein of 175 amino acids. Gene Ontology annotation, biological process: vesicle-mediated transport; intracellular protein transport. Gene Ontology annotation, molecular function: GTPase activity; GTP binding. Gene Ontology annotation, cellular component: cytoplasm. Lineage: Eukaryota; Metazoa; Chordata; Aves; Passeriformes; Pipridae. The transcript has 2 exons.
GGCCCGGACCGCCCGGCACGGCCCGGGCACCCUCGGGGGGCACCGCCCGGCACCCAUGAGCUGAGCGCCGCGGCCGCCGCACAGCCAGCAGCGGGCGGAGCCGCCGCCGCGGGCCCGGCGGAGCAGCGGGAGCCGCCUCCCCGGCGCCCCAUGCGCGGCCCGCGCUGAGCCCCGCCCGCCCCCUCUCUCGCCGCCGGGGCCCGGCGCUCGCCCUGCCGCCCUCCCUUGGAUGCCGCCGAGAUGGGCAAGGUGCUGUCCAAGAUCUUCGGGAACAAGGAGAUGCGGAUCCUGAUGCUGGGGCUGGACGCGGCCGGCAAGACCACGAUCCUGUACAAGCUGAAGCUGGGCCAGUCGGUGACCACCAUCCCCACCGUGGGCUUCAACGUGGAGACCGUCACCUACAAGAACGUCAAGUUCAACGUGUGGGACGUGGGCGGCCAGGACAAGAUCCGGCCCCUCUGGCGGCACUACUACACGGGCACGCAGGGGCUCAUCUUCGUGGUGGACUGCGCCGACCGCGACCGCAUCGACGAGGCGCGGCAGGAGCUGCACCGCAUCAUCAACGACCGGGAGAUGCGGGACGCCAUCAUCCUCAUCUUCGCCAACAAGCAGGACCUGCCCGACGCCAUGAAACCCCACGAGAUCCAGGAGAAACUGGGCCUGACCCGGAUCAGGGAUAGGAAUUGGUAUGUGCAGCCCUCCUGUGCCACGACGGGGGAUGGACUCUACGAAGGGCUGACGUGGUUAACGUCCAAUUAUAAAUCCUAAUGGGGAGAGGAACUAUUUAGUCUACAAAGAAUUAAAGAAACAAACAAACAAACAGAAAAACAAAUUUAAAAAAAAAAAUAACCCACGUGGCUUUCCAGAAGAAUGAUUCUCUACUGAAAAGUAAAAAAAAAAAAAAAAAUAAAAAGCAUCCAUAGGAUUACGAUCACCUUUCUGCCACCCUUUCCUCCUGCACCCUUGGCUGGAUUCCUGUUCUAACUCCUCCUGCUUGGCGUUAGGAUGCUCUAACCUCGGAAUGGGACACGAACACAGGCACUAGAUGCUAUGCCAGACUUCCAGCAAACAGGGGAAGGACACAUUGUAGACUUGCUAAGUAACUUUUUUUUUUGUUGGUUUUUUUGUUGUUGUUGUUUCCUCUCGAUAGCCCUUUGCUGGUUUGAAUUAUUUUGGGGGGAUGUUGGGGGAGGGGGUCCAUUUUUCAGUGUAUGCUUUCUGGGUCUACUUUUUUUGAUUAUAUAUAUUUUAUUUUUUUUUUCCUCUCUCUCUCACUUUGCUGUAGAUUGCUACUUUUUUGCAUUCCUGCAGGAUAUGUUGCUAGGUCGACUUCAUCUAGUAAACUGAAAAUUAUUGCUUAAAAUCAAACCGCAGUCUGUCUUUUUAUAUUAAGGACUUUUUUUUUUUCUUCUUUUUGUUUUUUUUUUUUUAAAGAAAAGUUCUGUUAAUCUGUAACUAAACAGCGACUCAGUCUGGCUCCACGGCUCAGGCUAACGAGGGGAAUUCUUGCCUGCAGUGGCAGAGAGUGGGAAUUCCGCUGUUAACGUGUGUUUCAAAGUGCACAUCGGGCGCCGGGAAAUGUAAGAACUGCUUUUGGAAUGUCAGCUGGGGAAGCUCUGCCCCAUACAUCAUGCAUGAGGAGGGAUGCAAAGCAGCUCCCCACACCACAUAGCAAGCGAGACAGGAACGAUGUCCGUAGUUCCAGGCUGUAGCUGAACCUCCACCACGAGGUAGUGGCUCACAGGCAGGAUAAAGUGGGAAUCCUGUACGAAACCCGGUGAUUUCCAAACCCAUCUGGAGUUCCAAGUGCAUCGAUUUGUGUCCGUGUGAGUUCUGUGGAGUAAGUUCUGAGUGGCGUCAAAUCGUGUCCGACCAGUGACUGAGUUUGUGGCCUAUGACCCCCCCUGACUGGAGUAACCAGGAAUUCUGUGUUCUCAAUAUGGCUGUAGUGUUGGUAAAGAACUACUAAGCAGAAAAAUAAAGCAAUUACACAGCGGA